GCUCCCUGCCGAGGCGCCGACACGCCCGCCGUGCUCUCUCCGACCGAUCGCCGACCUCCCCGUGUCCGCUCGCGUCUCCUGGAACCAUGCCUCUGGUAAGCCGAAACGCGCGCCCCGGCACCGCAGAGGCCACCGCAGAUUACGGCGACGGCCGCGGUGAGGGCCAGGCUCCCUGCGACUCCGGGUCCCCAACCUCCAUGCUAGCUGCCGACGCCCCCCAGCGCCCUCUGGCGCCAGUUGACCCUCGGGGUGCCGGCGCUUCCCAGGCUGCGCAGGGCGCAAACGACCUCGAGGUCCUGAUCGAUGAGCAGUCCCGACGCUUGGGGGCGCUCCGGGUCCACGACCCGCUAGAGGACAAGUCGAUCGCUUUGGUGAAUUUCAUGCGGAUGAAAAACCAAGCCGAGGGUUUUAUUCGGCAGACAGAGAUGCUGGACUUCCUCAGAGAAUACUCAGAUCAGUUCCCUGAGAUCCUCAGACGAGCCUCAGCCCACCUGGAUCAGGUCUUUGGGUUGAACCUAAGGGUCCUUGAUCCCCAGGCGGACACCUACAACUUAAUCAGCAAACGCGGUCUCCAGACCACUGACGAGACAGCAGAAUCCCUCGAUGUGCCAAAGGCAGGUCUCCUGGCCCUGGUCCUAGGCCAUAUCCUCCUGAAUGGCAACCGGGCAAGAGAGGCCUCCAUUUGGGACGUGCUUCUGAAGGUUAAUGUGCUGGAUGAGCCCCAGAGGAUCAACAGCGUCUUCGGGAACACGAAGAACGUCCUCAUUGCCGACUUGGUGCACAUGCGGUUCUUGGAGUACUGGCCAGUGUAUGGCACGAACCCCCUUGAAUUUGAGUUCUUGUGGGGCUCGAGAGCCCACCGGGAAAUCACAAAGACGGAAGCCCUGAAGUUCGUGGCAGAGGCCCACGACGAGGAACCCUGGAGCUGGCCAGAAAAAUAUAGCAAGGCCCUGGAAGCUGACAAGGCCAAAGAGAGAAGCCAGGCUGCUGGCCUAGAGUUCUGGUCAGAAGACACUAUGACUGAUAAGGCAAAUGACUUGGUUCAGUUGGCCAUUAAUGUCACUGAGGAGUUGCUGCCUAUACAUCAGGAUGAGCUGUUGGCUCACACUGGCAAAGAAUUCGAGGACGUGUUCCCAAAUAUCCUCAGUCGAGCUACUCUAAUCCUUGACUUGUUCUACGGGUUCUCUCUGAUCGAGGUCGACACCAGUGAGCACAUCUACCUCCUCGUCCAGCAACCGGAAUCAGAGGAAGAGCAAAUGUUGCUGGAGAGCCUGGGGAGACCCACUCAAGACUACGUGAUGACGAUCCUGGGUUUGAUCUUCCUGAUGGGCAAUCGUGUCAAAGAGGCCAACAUUUGGAAUUUGCUUUGUCGAUUUGGCAUGGAUGUAGGGAGAAAGCGUGCCAUCACCUGCAAGCUUAUGAGGCAGCGCUACUUGGAAUGCAGGCCACUGUCCUACUCUAAUCCAAUCGAAUGUGAGCUUCUAUGGGGUCCUCGAGCUCACCUUGAAACCACCAAAAUGAAAGCUUUGGAGCACAUGGCCAGGAUUUACAGAAAGCGACCGCAGGACUGGCCAGAGCAAUAUAGGGAGGCUGUUGAAGAUGAGGAGGCCAGAGCCAGAUCCGAGGCAACUGCCACGUUCUUCUUUGGCCCCAUGUGAAUUCUGGGGAAAACGUAUCACUUCGAUUGGACGGCAUCAGUUAAAGGGGCCCUGAGUAAAUGGACAGCGGGGCCCCAAAUCAGAAGUCGAGCAGGGUUGGGGUGGGAAGUCCACAUUGUGCUUGUUAUCUGUGUUCCGUUUCUAAUGGUAUUUUUUCCCUUGUAAUACACCCUUGAAUUAGGUUCUUAAUCAGUGUUUAUGAAUGAAAUUGGUCAUUUGCCAUCCCCUGCCUCAUUUCACUGUCAAAGUAAAGAUUGCUGUGUAAAAACGGAUUGAUAAUACUUACGUCUUCCUAUGAUGUGGAAGAGAACAUUAAGUCGUUCCUUAACCAUUUGAAAUAAUCAGUAAAAUGGUCCGGUACAGGAGUUAAGUAACAAUAGUAAAACACACGUACACAACAAAAACAAACUACCUAUGGUGUAUGACCUCCAUUUGUGUCUACUGUUGUACAAAAAAAAAAAUGAAAAAAAAAUGACUGGCAUUUAACUGUAUUUGCUUUGCUGUUGCAGAGUGUAGUAAAAAAUCAAAACAUCUAUUAAUCA
Messenger RNA from Pteropus alecto (black flying fox), 2200 nucleotides. It is a transcript of the gene MAGEE2, whose product is annotated as MAGE family member E2. NCBI's taxonomy places the organism in Eukaryota, Metazoa, Chordata, Mammalia, Chiroptera, Pteropodidae. Gene Ontology annotation, biological process: negative regulation of transcription by RNA polymerase II. Bases 87 to 1658 code for a protein of 523 amino acids. Gene Ontology annotation, cellular component: nucleus. The record is from RefSeq and is a predicted model, not a curated record. The transcript has a single exon.